Molecule: messenger RNA, 6379 nt
Organism: Colossoma macropomum (tambaqui)
Lineage: Eukaryota; Metazoa; Chordata; Actinopteri; Characiformes; Serrasalmidae
Product: protein ABHD1-like
Exons: 9
Coding region: 542-1768 (408 amino acids)
Biological process (GO): medium-chain fatty acid catabolic process; medium-chain fatty acid biosynthetic process
Molecular function (GO): monoacylglycerol lipase activity; acetylesterase activity
Source: RefSeq, a predicted model, not a curated record
CCGGUUGACGGACAGCACUGAGGCUGGUCAGCUCGUCCAGGUCGCGUCUUCUCCUGUUUAAGCGGUGUUUACAUUAGUUUAUUAGUGUACUGGUCAGAGCAGUGACCCAACGCGGUCUAACUCAGUGGAUUAGCUGAAUGUGUUACUUGUUAUUCUUCACGUUAACUUGAGCUCGUUUACACUUCCUCCCUGAAGGCUGCUUAUCUCGUCUUUAUGAAUUAUUAUCUUUAAUUAUUAGUGUUUAGUCAGUAAUAUUGCUCUCGAGCUCGUGUGUGACCCAGUGCUGUAAUCCUAAGCUACACGAAGACACUUCAGUCCUUUAGUUCAGAGCUACUGGCUCUUGUGCCCUUUGCCCCAGAUUUCUCCAUUGAAAGGAAGACAGAGAGAGAGGGAGGGAGAGAGAGAGAGAGAGAGAGAGAGAGAGGGCUGGCUGGACAGAGAGACCUAGCUCAGUGCCAGCCUUCUCCUCCCAGAGGUGGGAAAAAAUUCCCAAACCCUGCCUGUUUGUUCCUCCAUUUCGAACCCGACCCGUGUGGAAGGCAUGCUGCUGUCUCUGCUGUCCCCCUCCGAGCUGUGGACAGGCUGUCUGGACUACAUCUCCAGGCCCUGCACGCUGCUCCUCAGCCUGGUCACUGCCUCGCUGUUCUGCCUGUGGGGUCGUGAGGGGCAGGUUCCUCUGUUGGUGUGCAGCGAUGGCUUCCGGGCGUUUCUGCAGAGACACUGUCCCAUCGUGACGGAGCGUUUCUGUCCCACUCCCUGGUGCUGGGGUGGACGCCUGCAGACGCUUGUGAGGGUGUUCAUCAAGUCCAGCCUUUCCAUCACUUACCGCAAUGAGCUGAUCAGGACAGGAGAUGGUGGUCAGCUCUCACUGGACUGGGUGGAUAACUCCAACAGUGCCGAACACCCACAAACCUCCGCUCGGCCCACAGUGCUCCUCCUGCCCGGUCUGACCGGAAACAGCCGACAGACAUACGUCUUGCGCGCAGUCCAGCAAGCCACACGCCACGGAUACAGGUGUGUGGUGAUGAAUAACAGAGGUUUUGGAGGAGAGGAGCUGCUGACUCCUCUCACGUUCUGUGCUGCUGACACUUCAGACGUAGAGACAGUCGUCAAUCACAUCAAAAAACUCUACCCACAAGCCCCUCUGCUCGGAGCUGGUGUGUCUCUCGGAGGCAUGCUGUUGCUGAAUUAUCUGGCCCGUAAAGGGCAGGACUCUAAGAUGAUCGCCGGUCUCACCCUCUCUGUCUGCUGGGACUCGUUUGAAUCCUCCGUAUCCCUGGAGCAGCCAGUCAACAAGCUGCUUUUCAAUCGCCAUCUUACCAGCAACUUAUGCAAUGCCAUUAACAGACACAGAAAGAUCCUGGAGAAGGUGAUAGAUGUGGACUACGUGCUGAAGGCGCGAACGAUCCGGGAAUUUGAUGAGCGCUUCACUUCUGUGAUGUUUGGCUACAAGUCCUGCGCUGAUUAUUACAGAGAUGCCAGUCCGGGGUCCAAACUGCAGAAGACUGCCAUACCUGUGCUCUGUUUAAACGCUGCUGACGACCCCUUCUCCCCUAAACACGCAUUCCCCGUAUCCCUCGCUCAGCGUUUGCCGAACGUGGCUCUGUUGGUGACGGCUCAUGGAGGACACAUCGGCUUCCUGGAGGGCCUGUUUCCUAACGGUGAUGGCUACAUGGACCGCCUGUUGGGACAGUUCGUCCACGCUGCUUUCGAGCACCUGGAGGACCUGAGAGAGGCCUGCAGCAUCGAGGACCAGGUCACACAGUAACAGAAACAUCGUUAUGUUAUAGGUUAAGCAAUACGAUCACCACUGACCUCUUUACAUUAGGUGACAAGUAGGCAAGAAAUGAUUCAAACUAAUUUAUCAACAUAUUAAAUAAUAAAAAUAAUAUGUUCAUUUUUGGUUAGAUUUUUCCUUCAUGUCUGAGGAACAACUGAGGCAGAGUGGAAAUAUUUUUUGUAGGUGAAAUUCCCCUAUAAGAUAAUGAUUAUCAAUAAGUAGUAUUAAUGUUAAUGCUAAUUAUCUAGCAUGGCAGGUAAACUAGAUAUUAAGUAACUCAAUUGGCAAUCACGUUUUUAUACCCCUCUUCGGUAAACAGGCCAUGUGAAGAUUUCUUAUUCAUCAUUUCAUCAUCAGUUUUUAUUAUUAUUAUUAUUAUGAAUGACCUCUCAUUGAUGGUGUGUUAACGCAAUGCCAAUAAUUUAUGAAUCAGUAACUGAAACUAUAUGACCAGCAACUUUAUUACCUGGAGAAACUUGAUAGAAAGCACAAGUUUUGAAUAUUUGUUUUUGAAUGUGAAUGAAUGUGAUUAUGAUAAGGCAUUAAGUAUAUCACUCUGGUGUUUUUGUUGUUUGCUGAAUUGUGAAAAAAUGGAGUUUAAAAAUGUAAAUUAUUUUAUCAUGUUAUUAAUAACAUGUAAAAUGCAGAACAAAUCAGUGUUCAUUCAGUUCUAGUGUAUUUUGCUUAUGUACCGUACAUUGUGGUUCUAUGAUAAUCUGCCAUCGAUCCAUGCUUUUUUUUAUAAAAGCAAAAAUGUCUAAAAUCAGUAUUUUAUAUAAUAUUUAUAUUGAAGAUUCUUGUUUUACUCGAAUGAUUUUAUUUUUUGGAAACAUUUGAAAAUGUUUAGCAUUUUGGUUUUCUAAUGCAUGAAUUUCCAAAUAUGUUAACUCUCACAGAGAAAACAGUGUUGUUAAAAAGUGAGAAAAAAACUUUGGGACACAUUCUUAAUGCACUACAUGGCCAAAAGUAUGUGUACAACAUCACGUACGUAUGAGUUUGUUUAGUAUACGGUUCCAAAACUAUAGUCAUUUAUAUAGAGUUGCCAUUUUUGCUCCCAUUCAGCCACGAGAGCAUUAGUGAGGUUGGGCACUGGUGUUUUUUUGAGAAGGCCUGGCUCUCAGCUGGCAUUCCAGUUCAUCCCAAAGCUUUUGGGUAGAGUUUAGGUCAGGGCUUUGUGAAGACAAGCCAAGUUGUACCACUCCAGACUUGGCAGUUUCCUUCUUAUAGAACCCAUUUUGUGCAGGUGGGUCCCAAAAAUCGUCCCAACAGUUCCCAAACUGCUGCAGUGGGGCCCAUUAUUCCUCCUCCGCCAAACUUUACAGCUGGCACUAUGCAUUCAGUCAGGUAGGAUUCUGCCAAACCCUGAUUAGUCUGUCAGUCCACCAUGUGGUAAAGUUUGAUUCAUGACUGCAGAUAAUACAUUUAGCAUGACUGUGUGCUUUACGCGGUUCCAGCUGAUGCUUGGCAUUGCUGAUGUUCCACCCAGAGGCAGUUUGGAACUAAGUAAGGAGUUCUGUAACUAAGGACAGAUGAUUUUUAUGUGCUUCUCGCUCUGUGAGUUUGUGUGGCCUUUCUCUUCAUAACUGAGCUGUUCUUGCUUCUAGAUGUUUUCAUAUCACAAUCACAGCACUUACAGUUGACCAGGGCAGCUCUAGCAAGGCAGAGGUUUGAUGCUUUGUUGGAAUAGUAGCAUCCUAUAAUAGUGCCACAUUAAACGUGACUGCUCUUCAAUAACACCCAUUCUAUUGUCAGUGUUUGUCUAUGGAGACUGCAUGGCUGUGUUCUUGGCUUUACACACCCGAACACACUAAUUAGAAGGGCUGUCCACAUACUUUUGGCCAUUUACUCUGUAAAAUGAACAUUUUAAAUGACGACUACUCCAGUGCCUUAUGAAUUGAUGUUUACUUGCCUGUGUAAGCUCAUGCUUGCAUUGUACUGACCUCCACAAAUGUGUGCUAUUCUGUUAUAUACAGUUGUAUGCAAAAGUUUGGGCGCCCCUGGUCAAACGAGGUUUCGCUGAUUUUCUAAUUAAAAUAAGUGAACACAUCCUCUACUGAGAACACACUUCAGCACAUUUUAAUGUACAGUUACUGCACACUUGUGGAUUUUACCAUAUUGGAAAAAGUAAAACAAAAUAUAACCUGUGCAAAAGUUACAGCACAUUUUAUGUGCUGCAAAAUUUGCAGAAAAAUGUCAUAUUUACGUUUGUUCCCUGCAGAGGAAGUGCUAACGUAUAAACAUUGACCAGAGGGGUUUAAAUGUUUACAUACAACUAUAACAUUUAUUAUGCCUGUGCCUUGUUUUUGUAAAGGGUCCAAAGCAUGUAAAGGUCAUAUAACGGUCAUAGCACCAUUGUGAAGGCAAACAUGAAUGUGAAGCACUUAAUUGUACACAAACGUCAAACGUCAACCUUCCCCUGUUUUUGUAAAGCUUAAUUGGGGCUGACCAAGAGUUCACUUUAAGCUUUUGGGCUGCUUUUUCAGACCCAGAUUAAGUGUACGCCCGAAACAUAGAGGGUUUCCAAUGGUGAUUCAUCAUUGAAAUGAAAGUUUUAGUCCGAGAUUAGGCUCUUAAUCCAUGUGUAGGACAUUGCCACUAUUUAUUUUUAUUUAAGUGCCACUUUUUCAGAGUGAAGUAGGCCUGGGUGAUAUCAAAAAACAAUUAGCACGAUAUUUUCUAGUUAAAGAAUUGCGAUUAUCCCCUCUCCCCCACGAACCAAUGCAUGCAGUCCAAUGUAGCUUUUGAUAAUCUUUAAUGAAAACAUAUAUUAAAUAGUAUAAUACUGAGAAACCCAACAUCCUCAGAUAACUACUUUACCUGUCGUUUAAUAGAUGUUACUGUGUUACUGCAAACACGUGCAUUCCUGAGCUGCUUCUGGUGUAGGUUCAUGGUGAUGUGCAUGCUAGUAGAGCUCCCAGCUGGAGAAACUUCAGGCUGCAGGCGAUUUCCAAAACCAUUUACAGCAGCAUUACAUUCUCACAAUUUUAAUAAUUAUACAUAUAAAACAAUUUAACAUAAGUUUAAAUAUUAAAAUAAAAAUGCAUUGCUACCCCUAUCUGAUCGUGGUUUUUUGGCCAUAGACGGGGAUCAGAGGAACCUUCUCUACUUCUAAAAGUUCUAGGGCUGGAGCUAACUUGACUGCUAUAGGAUAAUACCCAGUCAUUUUUGCUUGGUUGUUUCAGUGAGUCACACUGAAAUGAGCUGAAGUUCUAAUGUCAGUAUAUAUUUUCGGUUCCAUGCACUCAAGCUAAACUUAAUGUAAAGGGUACUGCUAGCAUUACAGUGUGCAACAGUGGAGAACUAACAAACUUCUCUCUCUCCUAAAUAAAAGACGAUUAGGUCACCUGCACAUUGCUUGAAGGAACAUGAAGCCCAAUUUCCCAAUAUAUUUAGCUAGCUGUUUAAUCAGAUUAGUCCUCUGUAGUUCUCUGUAUGUUCCCCAGCAUUGCCUUUUAUGAGUCGCCAUCGAGUUUCUUGUGAAUCAUCGACGAUAUCCGAUUACCUUAUCGCCCAGGCCUGGUAUACAGCAUACACAUAUCACACAUUUAAGUUCAACAACAUGUGGAAAGAAGCUGAAAUGGUCUACUCUUUGCUUGCCCCUGAGUCAGUUAUAGUAUGUGUGAAUGACAGCGUCGUUCGUAGACCGGUGCAGGAAAAAGUGCUGAGCUCAGAUCACUCACACGACAGUGAAGGGCCAAAACUCUACGCACAAAAACAUAACUAACUUUCUGUUAAUGCACUCUUCCUGAUGUUUUUCUUUUCUGAGUAGUCUGUGAACAUUGACCACCUACUUUGAAACACUGAUACAUAGAAUUUGAUACACUUUUUUAGUGUAUAUAACGGAGUGUUGACAUAAGUCUGCCUUAUGCCUGGCCCACACUACAGGAUUUAAAAAAUCUUGACCGAUGUUGAAAACGUGAGAGACCCCACGCAUAAUGACUGCCUUAAAUAAAACACCACACACUUUCAGAUUAUGAACAAGAAAACAGUCCCGACUGAUGGUUCAGAUUCACAGAACCUUGUGGAAGUUUCUCCUGAACUGCUGCUUUGCAGGGUUUCUCGCAAACUAAUGUGACUUUAGAUCUAAUCAAACAUGGCAGAUGACAGCGAGGCUGGUGCUAUGCUGGUGAUGUUUCUUUCUGAAUGGAAAAAACCAAGCGGAAGAAAAAAAUAUGGAUGAAGACGAUCUUUCAGGCAUGACGUCGACAUUUCAUUUCACACCAGAGAAUCGGCGUCCACCCCACACUAUAGGAUACCGAGCUGUAAAUGUUGAAUGUGUUUAAUAUUUAUGAUUUGCAGUUGGGCGGCCCUGACUAGACUUGGAGCAGAUCGGAGGAGUAAAGGUUGGAUCAUAGACACCCCACACGACAGGAUAAUCUGGGAAGAGCAUCGUUUAAGAUCUCCCUCACAUCGAGAGGCCUUUUGCGAUUGUCCUGAGGAGCAAAUCGGCCUCAAAAUCGGCCCGAUUACCCUGUAGCGUGGGCCAGGCAUUAGUCCAUUCUUUGACAUACUUUGUUGUUCUGAAUUGUAUAUUGUUUACUCACCAUGAUGCACUGAACUGUAAUAAUUAAGCAUCAAUAAAGUGCUUAAACCACUUAU